AUGUACCAACAGGGAGUCCGGUGCCACGAGAAAUUAAAUAUGGCUACGAGUGGUUCCGGUGCGGUGUUCUUUUUAGGCACGCGAGCGCAUUAUCAGGUACUAAACCAACCCGAAUCUCAGUACGACGCGGAGAAUGGCAACACUUCAACUGAGACCAUAUACCAGAACCCGUCCGUCCAAGAGUUGUGGCCGGAACAGAAGCGGGAUGACAAUGAGAGAUGGGGUUACUGCGAACAGGAAGUCAAUUUGUCAGAUGAGAGGGAGAGAUCGGACAGCUUACUGCGCUCGCGCCGCCGACAGAGUACAGCGGCUCUGUGCGAAGGAGAUGACAUGAAACCCGCACUACUCAACUCUGUGGGCAACAGUGGCCCGACAAAAUGUCCAAAAGGCCGCGGUACCCUUCUGACGCUGCUCUGGUCUCUGGCCCGACGCAAGCGACGAGGCAUCACCAACGACGAACUCUACUUGCGGCACAUCGACAGCGCACUUACUAACAACUGCACUUACAGGGAGAGCUGUCGGUGUUUGGAGUGCCAGAGCCGUUACUUCGAGUGUGAUGACGAGAGCGAGGACUACAGUUCUGAAGACGACAGCUACGUGCCCCGGUACGUUGUGGAAGCCAUGGAGGCGCACCAUCACCUGCCCGAAUCUGAUGAUGAUGAGGUUUUCGUUGACACAGUUCCCGGGGAUAAUACAUCCACAGACAUGUUGUUGGAUGACAAGAAGAUGUCAGUGUCAUCCGAUGAACCAGUUACGGAAACGGAUGCUGACGCCGAAGAUAAACUUCAGCUAGAGGUCGCUGCCGGCACUCCGGUGUUGUUGAAUUAUUUGUUGACCCAUCCUAUUACAUGCAGCAUACAAUAG
Molecule: messenger RNA, 864 nt
Organism: Spodoptera exigua (beet armyworm)
Lineage: Eukaryota; Metazoa; Arthropoda; Insecta; Lepidoptera; Noctuidae
Source: the annotation of a GenBank genome assembly